Molecule: messenger RNA, 876 nt
Organism: Exophiala xenobiotica
Lineage: Eukaryota; Fungi; Ascomycota; Eurotiomycetes; Chaetothyriales; Herpotrichiellaceae
Exons: 3
Coding region: 1-876 (291 amino acids)
Cellular component (GO): plasma membrane
Molecular function (GO): acetate transmembrane transporter activity
Source: RefSeq, a predicted model, not a curated record
AUGGAGGAGAAUGACAUGACCAGUCUAUCUGAGCAUCCUAAGCCAACAUACGAUAUGCAUCACGACGAUUAUGACCGAGAAAGCGCACUACGCAGAGUUCGAACAGCCGGAAGCAUCUCUAUCAGCCCUGAACUCUUUGAAAAGAUCUACCUUUCACCGGCGAAUCGCGUCUCAAGUAACUUGAGGUCCACUUUGGGCAACCCAACACCUCUAGCGCUCUGCGGAUUCCUGUUGUCGCUUAGUCCUCUUUCGAACGUCCUACUGGGUUGGAGGAAGUCCGGCGGUUCUGGAGCUGCAGAAGUGGGUGUGUACUAUUUCUUCGGCGGCCUCUUGAUGGUCAUUGGAUCCGUACUAGAGUUCAUCCUCGGCAAUACUUUUCCUUUCGUUGUCUUUGGCUCAUUCGGCGCCUUCUGGCUGAGCUGGGCGGCGACAUUGACCCCCUUCUACAACGCCUCGAUUGCAUACGAUCCCACACACCCGGCUGCAAGCUCCACAGACCCCACAUUUGCAAGUACUUUCGCAUUCUUUCACUUAUACAUGGGAGCACUGUGUUUCAUCUAUCUCCUCUGCUCGCUACGGACGAAUAUCUGCUUCGUCCUGAUUUUUGUCGCGCUCGUCCCAGCCUUUUCUCUCAUGGCAGCAACCUAUUGGCAACUGGCCGAAGGCAACGCCAGCACCGCUCUGACCUGCCAACAUGCCGCUGGCGGGCUGGUCUUCGCCGUAUGCUUACUGGGCUGGUAUCUACUCGCUGCCCAGCUGUUUGCAAGCGUCGACUUUCCCAUCAAUCUCCCCGUGGGUGACCUCAGCAAGCUAGUCAAAGGUGCCACUGCGAGAGCCGCUGGCCGAGCGGAAAGGGUCAAUUCGAAAGAGAACUAG